Chaetomium fimeti is the source of this 825-nucleotide messenger RNA. RefSeq lists its product as uncharacterized. The transcript has a single exon. The coding region runs from base 1 to 825 and encodes 274 amino acids. The record is from RefSeq and is a predicted model, not a curated record. NCBI's taxonomy places the organism in Eukaryota, Fungi, Ascomycota, Sordariomycetes, Sordariales, Chaetomiaceae.
AUGUCGGGGCCGCUUCUGGUACUUUUCUUGCCCUUUCUCGCCCUCCAUGUCUUAGCUGAUGUCCCCGUCUCCUUCUUAUCCUACCCAGCGUACAUCGAGCAGCGAGAAUGCAUUAAGCUCUGCCUCUGGCACGUCGGCGCGGUUGACGACUUGAUUCCUGCCAUUGGCUGCAGCCCACCGUGGGUCAACGAGUGUUUCUGCAACACCGAGCUAGCAAUCAGCGCCAACGACUUCCUCUCGGGCUGUGUCGCGAGCCGGUGCACUGUUCCGAAAACGGCACCGGCCGUGACCAGCGCCUUGUCCGCGUAUAACAACUACUGCUCGGCCAACGGGUUCUCGAUCCCCACCGUCGCAUCCAUCCAGUCGUACACCGGCUAUGUCGUGCAGCCGACUUGCGUUCAAGAAUGUGUCUGGAGCCCUGCCGCGAGCUCCUCCUCGGGCGACUUAAUGGCUGCCAUCGGUUGCGGUCCUCCCUGGGAUAACUCUUGUUUGUGCGACGCGGGCAUCGUCGACGCUGCAGCCGCUUUCCUCUCGACUUGUGUUGCAAGUAGCUGCUCUACCGCACCAGACGCGAUGGAAGCCACCGCUGCUAUGAAUAUCCACAACGAUUAUUGCUCCGCGGCCGGGCUACCGAUACCCAUUGCCGUAACGGCAACUACACAGGUCGCUAGGACUACUGUCGCCAGUGCUGCUACCACUAGUACUGCUACGGCCGUUAGCAAUACGAGCAACAGGGGAUAUCAAAUCGCCACCACGACUCCGACGAUUUCUUUUCCUCCUUCUAUGACCACGGGCGUCAAUGAACAGAAUUCAAGGGGCAAGUAA